Molecule: messenger RNA, 1780 nt
Organism: Folsomia candida
Lineage: Eukaryota; Metazoa; Arthropoda; Collembola; Entomobryomorpha; Isotomidae
Exons: 4
Coding region: 63-599 (178 amino acids)
Source: RefSeq, a predicted model, not a curated record
AAACUUUGUCCAUUUUUCGCCAAGUUGCGGAUCAGUCAACUCUGUUGGUUACGUAGGGAAAAAUGAGAUUUUUGGUGUUUGUUGGACUGGUAGGUGUGGUGGUAUCGAGUGUCCAGGGGGUACCAGCCGUCAGCAAUAAUGAGGGUGCCAGAAACUCAAACAAUCAGUUCUCCUUUGAGAGUUUAUUACGACGGAAUCGGUUGAGAGCUGGAGAUCUGGACACUCAGACUGAGAACGAUUUGAGGAUCUUGGGAUUCUUUGAAGAGGAACUCAAUAAAAUAUUUAGCUGCUAUAUCCGCCUCAGUUGUCCUCGGACGCGAAAUAGGCAAGUGAUGGCAGAAUGUCAGGAAAUUCGAGACUGGCCCCUGUACCAUCAGGUCAUGAAAAUGGCUGGGAUUAAACAGUACCCUUACAACUCAUAUGGCCCCACAACGCCAAGCCCGACGACCACGACCAGCUUGCCACCCGUUGAACCUACCAUCAUCCAAGUGCUGGACAACGGGCUGAGUGCUGACGACGCUGAAAAUGAGAUUGACGACACACGCUCAUCGGCAGCAACACCUUGGAGGAAUCGCAAUGGCCGGAAUAGGAUUGGUUGAACUCAUUGAAUUCAUGCAAUUUCUACGCAGGAAUAGGGAAGUGAAAUCUUAAAGUGCUUGUAUUUAUUCGUCUUCGUAAGUACAUACAACUUAAAUAUCUCUAGAUUACAUAAUGCGCAUAUUGAACUUAACACGAUUCUGCAUGAGAAAUCAAUAGUACGAGUGAAAAUUCAUGAAAAGUAAGUAGAAAGUACAUAAAAUGUUGAUCUUGGAUUGCAUGCAUAAUACGUUGAGGAGUGUAGUGUUGCCGAUGAGUUCUAAAUGAGCUGAAGAUGAGUUGGCCUUCAAUUCGAUAUAACUAGUUACCAACUUAUGCAAAAUUGAAUUACUACGCAUUUUUGGACUCCCACAUAAAUUUUAGUUGAAAUGGUGCAAGUUUAAAAUAAAUACAAAAUUUUUAACUUUUUUUAAUUUGAGACCAAAGUGUAAAUGAGUUGUACGUAAAUGAGUUAUAAAUGAGUUUUGAACAAGCUCAAAAAUUUUCAAUUUUUUUAUUUCGUUAGAAUUUAGACGAUUGCAUCCAGAACUUAUCUGGGAGUCCAAAAAUGCUUAAAAUCUCAAUUUUGCUCGAGUUUGUGACUAAUUAUAGUGACUUUAAGGACAACUCAUUUAGAACUCAUCGGCAACACUCUGAGUGCAUGUGAAAACCAAAUUGUGUGUGUAAAUUUAUCAUGAAUUUAUUUAGAGAUAGGUUAUCCAACUUUUAUACAUAUUUUGCUAACAGCUAUAGUUAACCAAACCAAACACACUGCCAGUAGUUUUAAGAUAUUUUAAUCAUAAAUUAAUCCUUGUAAAAAUAAAUAGCUGUAAAUUUUUCUAAAUAUCUGUAUGUAGUAUGUAGAUAUGUAUGUAUGUUAUUCGUAGAUGUGUUGUGCAAAUGCAAGGUGUCAAGUAUCAAAGUAUCACUUAUUGUAAAGACCUCUUAGAUCAAACGUUAUCUGCAAACUUAUAAAAUUUAGAGCGUAGUAUUUUACCUCCACAAAAGUUGAAAGUUAAUAAUGCAUGCCUAAAUAAUUUGCAUGACUUUGAGCGUAAAUCUGGAUAUUACAAGUAUACACCAAACCAUCCGAACUUAACCAUGAAUCACGAUAUUGAGUAGCUACAUCAUUAAUUAUCAUAUUUAUUUGUAUCAAAUAGUUUCUAAAAUCUUUUCUCGUCAAUAAAUAUUAUAAAAUCUUCAA